AUGUACCCCAGUUUUCUGCCUAAAAUGUUUUGGAAUGAUUCGGCCAAUUCCUCAGAAAGUGAAAAUGAAGCUCAUUCAGCUUUUACACAGACUGAACACAACAUAGUUGCCGCUUAUUUAAUAACAGCAGGAGUGAUAAGCAUUCUCAGUAACAUAGUUGUAUUAAGCAUCUUUGUUAAAUACAAGGAGCUUCGGACAGCCACAAAUGCAAUUAUUAUUAACUUAGCCUUUACAGACAUUGGAGUCAGUGGUAUUGGUUAUCCCAUGUCUGCUGCUUCAGAUCUGCAUGGAAGUUGGAAAUUUGGAAACACAGGAUGCCAGAUCUAUGCUGCCUUAAAUAUCUUCUUUGGAAUGGCAAGUAUUGGUUUGCUUACUGUUGUUGCAAUUGAUCGCUACCUGACAAUCUGCAGGCCUAAUAUAGGAAGAAGAAUGACUACCCACACCUAUACCAUGCUGAUCCUUGCUGCUUGGGUAAAUGCAGUUUUCUGGGCCUCAAUGCCUAUUGUAGGUUGGUCUAGCUAUGCUCCAGACCCCACUGGAGCCACCUGCACAAUCAAUUGGAGGAAAAAUGAUGCGUCCUUUGUUUCUUACACCAUGACUGUAAUCACUGUAAAUUUUGUUGUGCCUCUCUCAGUCAUGUUUUACUGCUACUUCAACGUUUCUCGAACAAUGAAACAAUACACUGCCAGUAACUGCCUGGAGAGUAUCAAUAUAGAUUGGUCUGAUCAAGUAGAUGUAACAAAGAUGUCUGUUGUGAUGAUCAUAAUGUUUUUGGUGGCUUGGUCUCCAUAUUCCAUUGUAUGCUUAUGGUCUUCCUUUGGAGACCCAAAGAAAAUUUCCCCUGUGAUGGCCAUCAUAGCACCUCUGUUUGCAAAGUCCUCAACAUUCUAUAAUCCCUGUAUUUAUGUCAUUGCAAACAAAAGGUUCCGGAGAUCAAUCUUGGCAAUGGUGCGAUGCCAGGCUCAGCAGGAGAUAACUAUUAACAACUCCUUGCCAAUGAAUGUGUCUCAAAGUCCAUUAAGAUAA
Messenger RNA from Alligator sinensis (Chinese alligator), 1026 nucleotides. It is a transcript of the gene RRH, whose product is annotated as retinal pigment epithelium-derived rhodopsin homolog. The transcript has 7 exons. Gene Ontology annotation, biological process: G protein-coupled receptor signaling pathway; visual perception. The record is from RefSeq and is a predicted model, not a curated record. Gene Ontology annotation, cellular component: membrane; photoreceptor outer segment. Bases 1 to 1026 code for a protein of 341 amino acids. Gene Ontology annotation, molecular function: G protein-coupled receptor activity. NCBI's taxonomy places the organism in Eukaryota, Metazoa, Chordata, Crocodylia, Alligatoridae.